Molecule: messenger RNA, 1680 nt
Organism: Rubroshorea leprosula
Lineage: Eukaryota; Viridiplantae; Streptophyta; Magnoliopsida; Malvales; Dipterocarpaceae
Source: the annotation of a GenBank genome assembly
ACUAACCCAGUGCACAGAAGACCCAAUUCUGCUCCAAGUCCAAGGAAGACCGAGUCCAAUACCAAUCCAUUUCCCACAAAAAACGUUAGCCAGCAUUAAAUAUCCAAUGAUGAAGACUUGAUUGGAAUAAACCACCAAUGCUGCGAAUUGUUUCUCAUCUUACUUCCCAAUGGAAGAUAUGAGAGAUUCAACAGCAGUGUCACAGAUUGUGAAGAUUGUGAGGAUGGUUGUUAAGUUUCAUCCGUUAUUGACAAUAACUAGUCUAAUCUUUAAGAUAAUAUUUCUGCAGGAUUGGAUUGAAGAGGAGAUGAACAAUCACUGGAAAAUUCUCAAGGUUUAUUGCCAAUCAAUAAUGAGAGCCCUGCUAGAUCCAGUUACUAAGAAGAUGAAGAAUCUAUCGAAAGCCCUCCAGAUACAUUUCAACAAUGAAGCAGCAAAGGGUCAGCUAAAGGCUAAGUUGAUCGCUAAACUUGCCCUAUUCUUCGCCACAUUUCUUCUACUUGAUACAGAGUUGGGUUCAAAUAUUUAUAAAAGAGGGGUUAAAACGCAGUUAUUGUUUGUUGGCCUCCAUAUGCUAGAUUAUUCGAAGCUUUGGAGUGAACUUCGAAUUCUUCGUGGAAGUUGUGGUUGUACCACAAAUUCAACAUCAAACUUCACCUUGUUUAUUCUAGCUCUUCUUUUUGCAAAAUUUUAUGAUAAUUCUUUGAGGAGCCUCAGUUCUAUGUUAUGCAUUGCAGUUUUUUUUCUAAGUCUAUUGGUGGUAUUACGACCACAAACAGACCUUGGGUUGUUUAGUUUCAUCAUUGGAGUCAUUGGAUCCAUAACUUACAACUGCUAUGAGUUCAAGUUUCCAACGUGGAUAAUUGCCUUCAUUUGUUUUGUGUUGUUCAGCUUCAAGAGUUGGAUAGAUAAAUAUUGGUUGGAUUUGGAAGAAGAUCCCUCUACAAAUACCACAGUUGGAAGCACUAGCGUGUUUUUGAUUUUUUCAUCAGCCAUUGUACAAAUUGCAUUAGCCAUCUUUGUAUCUUCUGCGGUCAAAUCUCCUCUGUCUGAUUAUAAAAACUGGUUAGUUAAGGCAAUCAGCACCGUACUUUGGACUGUCCGACUCCAGUCCAGAAUAGGCAGCGAAGAGUGCAAAGACAAACUUCUUAGCGUUGAGGAGCACGUUCUGCUUGAUAUUCGGCCAGAUCAUCACUACAAGAUUGUGUCUAUCCCAAAAUCAUUAAAUAUUCCGCUUUCUAGCCUUGAGGUCAGGUUGCCUGAAGUUUCAUCAGCAUUGAACGAAGAGGAAGGGCGCAAAGGUAAGAAUUCUGGGACGGGUGCUAGCCUAUACGUAAUAUGCAGGAGAGGCAAUGAUUCGCAGAGGCUGUCCAAUACCUUCACAAGAUGGGUUUCACAUCAGCUAGGGAUAUUGGUGGUGGUUUGGAGUGUUGGACCCAUGAUGUCGAUCCCAACUUUCCCAUGUAUUAGAACAACAUUAACUACAACAUUUUUGGCUUACUAGUGCUCCCCUUUUCCCUUCCCCUUUUUCUGUCCAGCAUUUUUUAUUACAAUUAUUGUGGAACUGAGAAGCUACAAACUAUUGUGUAAUAUUUACAUGUCAUUUUUAAUCUAUAUUUUAAAAACUUCAACGUAUUGAAAUGAGCAGAAUAUUUGUUGCAAUCAAGAGCAACGAUGGUU